UAUCGGCAUUCCUGAGAAGCUUUCAACAUACUCAUUGCGCUGCCCACACAGAAGACCUGCACAUCUGUCCCACAAUCUCAAAGGACUUUCAUUUGUCUUCUCAAAGAAACUUUAGGAUACUUCUUAUUGCAUGUGGAAUUAGCAGUUAAAGAAAGGAGCAAUUUUAUGUUUCAAGAGAAUAGAGCCAGAAAGGAGCGAGUCUGCAGUCGAUGUUAUUGGUUGACAUUCACCAACAGCCUGUGAAGAGACUCUUACCUUCAAGAACAGGAAUUGAUUGGCUCGUUAUGUCCGGGUGGUGAAAACCAGAAUGGAUGGUUGGAAGGAAGGGGUUUAAAUGGCCAACAAGGUAGCAUUCCUCAGCUUCAAUACAGAUGGGACAAGGCAGAAGAACGCUUCAGAGUUGGCCAGCACUGUUGCAGAGUUUAUGGAAGAACAAAAACACAACGGAAAUCAACAGACUCACUAUAGCAGAAUCCAGACGUUACCAUGCACUGCUGAUGUGAGCUCAUCUUUGUUCAGUUUCUCUGAUGGAGCUGAAAGUGUGGGUGGACGGGGUGGUACGAGUGGUUUGUGGCUUAUCAGAGGAGACAUCAUGCCAGGAUGUGGUCAUUGCACUCGCCCAAGCCAUUGGUCAGACGGGUCGAUAUGUUCUCAUUCAGAGGCUGAGGGACACUGAGCGCCAACUUCUGGCCAAUGAGUGUCCACUGGAGUCCCUGGCCAAACUUGGCCAGCACAGCAAUGAGGUGCAGUUCUUCCUGCGGCGGACCGGCCCAAGCAGCAGUGAAGAAAAUAAUCUGCACAACCAGACUCUCCCGCUUAAGCCCUCUCAAUCAGAACCUAAACGAGGAUUGCCAAAAAAGUCCUUCACCUUCAACCUAGGCCCUUCCAGUUCUCUUUGUACGAAAUCUAAAGACUCUCGUAAAACGCCAUCUCCUGAGCAAAGGGCAUCCCCAAUUCUUCACGCCGCAUACCUGCCCGGACCAUCCAAAGAGGAGGUGUUCCGACAUGUUCUCCAGCAGCAGGAGCAGCUACGUGCCUUGGAGUCCCAGGUGGUGACCUUAGAGAGGGAAUGCAAGGCUUGGGAACGGUCAUCUUCUGAUGAGUCAUCCCUGCAGGCAGAAAUGGAUGUUCUUGAGAAAACACUUUGGAAGAAUCAGCAAGAGCUGGUGGAAGAGGUGUUCUGGGAGGAGGAGCUAAGGAUAGAGACUGAACGGGAGCGGGGGAUGAAGCGGCGGUUAGGAGAACUGCAUGCUAAACUGGAUGAUUGCGGACAAAAGUUGCACGAAUUCAACACUCGUGCCAUGCAACUUGAGAAGGACCUUCAGAAAGAAAGGCUGGAGGCGGAGGUAUCGCCCAGCAAAGCUGAUUCAAAAGACUCUUUGGGGUUAGUCAAGGCAGAGCUUCAGAGUCGGCAAAAACACGGGGAGGAGUUGGAGAUGGAACUUCUAAAUUUCGAGAAGGCUCUGGGGAGGGCGGAAACUCUGCUGAAGGCCAAGCAGGAGGAGGUGGAAGAGUUGAAUAAGGAGCUGAGACAGUGUAAUUUACAGCAGUUUAUCCAGCAGGCUGGAGCCCUGCCUACCCACACUCAAUCUCGUACAGACCUCAGUGAACAUCCAGAACUGGAUCUGAUUCAACUACUACAGGACAAACACAGAGACAAUGAUUUGCCCACACGUUCCACCGCCAAGCAGUUCCUGGGUCACCCGCGCAACCUGCAGCACCCCCUGGUGUCCAGCCUGAACCCUGAGGUCCUGACAUCCAGGGAAUCGUCUUGGCGGUAAAAACCUGCAGCACAGGGCUGAGGAUUUGUAAUGACUUCAUUCUAUAUUAUUCAACCCCUCUGUCUUAAUUAACUGGCAUCAAUAUAACCGUGUAUGUUAUACACCGAUCAGCCACAACAUUAAAACCACCUGCCUAAUAUUGUGUAGGUCCCCCUUGUC
This is a messenger RNA of Myxocyprinus asiaticus (Chinese sucker), 1940 nucleotides long. Its product is annotated as ras association domain-containing protein 8-like. Lineage: Eukaryota; Metazoa; Chordata; Actinopteri; Cypriniformes; Catostomidae. Gene Ontology annotation, biological process: signal transduction. The coding region runs from base 528 to 1781 and encodes 417 amino acids. The transcript has 9 exons. The record is from RefSeq and is a predicted model, not a curated record.